Molecule: messenger RNA, 804 nt
Organism: Erigeron canadensis
Lineage: Eukaryota; Viridiplantae; Streptophyta; Magnoliopsida; Asterales; Asteraceae
Product: dirigent protein 18-like
Exons: 1
Coding region: 40-804 (254 amino acids)
Source: RefSeq, a predicted model, not a curated record
CAUUAACAAUAAUCACUUCAUACACAAAACCAUUUCAAGAUGUCAAAGCAUUCAUUAAGAACUGCUAUAUUCACAAUAAUACUCAUUGGAGCUCUUCAUCUAGAGAUGUCAAGCGUAUCUGCAAUAGACCCGACACCAGAAGCAGGAGUACAUGUUUUUGAGCUUUAUAUGCAUGAUAUACUUGGUGGAAGUAACCCAACAGCUAGGCCUGUGACUGGGCUACUAGGCAAUAUUUAUAGUGGUCAAGUACCAUUCGCUAGACGCAUAGGUUUCCGGGCUCCAUCAGGUGGGGUCGCGAUUCCUAAUGCUAAUGGGGCCAUCCCAACCGUAAAUGCCAAUGGUGUACCGCUUGGUACGGGUUUAGUAGGUACACAAUUUGCUGGAAAUUUUAACCUAAACAACAAUGCUCAAAACCAAAUUGCGGCUCAGCUUGGCCCUGAUGGGCUUGGGCUCGGGUUUGGAACUAUUACAGUGAUUGAUGACUUAUUAACAGCUGAUGCCAAGUUGGGUUCACAGACACUAGGGAAAGCACAAGGGGUGUAUGUUGCCAGCUCGGCAGACGGAAGUAGACAGAUGAUGACAUUUACAGCCAUGAUGGAAGGAGGGGAAUAUGGCGACAGUAUUAACUUUUUUGGGGUGUAUAAGAUUGGAAGCCCGAUGUCCCGCUUGUCCAUAACAGGUGGGACAGGGAAGUUUUUGCAUGCUUGUGGGUUUGCUGAGAUUCGGUCACUCAUACCAGCUGGUCAAAUUGUUGCUGAUGGAGUCGAGUCUUUGCUGAGGUUGACCGUCCACCUUACAUACUAA